Messenger RNA from Cherax quadricarinatus, 670 nucleotides. The record is from RefSeq and is a predicted model, not a curated record. Lineage: Eukaryota; Metazoa; Arthropoda; Malacostraca; Decapoda; Parastacidae.
AGUUGAAGUACUUAUAUUACUUUUUACCAUUGCGAUAAUGAUUAAGUUAUUUGCCACUCCUAGAAAUCAUCUCAUCCUGCAGAAUAAGGACCCGACAUCCAAGCUUCCAGUGAUGGUGUGGAUUCACGGUGGUGGAUUCUACUCUGGGGGAGCAUCUGAGUACCUGCCACAUGUUCUCCUCAAUCAUGAUGUGGUAUUGGUGGUUAUCCAGUACAGACUAGGGGUUUUCGGUUUCCUCUCAACUGAAGACUCGGUGAUUCCCGGCAACUUCGGCUUGAAGGAUCAGACGCUGGCGCUGCAGUGGGUGCAGCGGAACAUCCACAAAUUUGGAGGAGACAAGACCAAAGUCACUAUCUUCGGUGAGAGCGCCGGUGGUGCCUCCGUUCACUUCCAGAUGCUCUCACCCAAGUCCGAAGGACUGUUUUCCCGGGUUAUCAUGCAGUCCGGGUCAGCUCUGUCACCGUGGGCAACUGGAUUUAAGUUCAGGGAGACAGCUGAGGAGAUAGGACAAACCAUGGGAUGCCCGGACAGUCAAGACAGUCAGGCACUCCUUGACUGUCUUCAGAAGGUCGACGGACGCCGUUUGUCGUCUCUCUUUCAAGACUACUUCGUAAGUUACUUGUAUAUGUAUAUUACAAUGAUUCAUUUGAAUUAACAUUAAAUAUAAAAC